This is a messenger RNA of Marchantia polymorpha subsp. ruderalis, 2911 nucleotides long. The record is from the annotation of a GenBank genome assembly. Lineage: Eukaryota; Viridiplantae; Streptophyta; Marchantiopsida; Marchantiales; Marchantiaceae.
GGAGGAGAGCGUGCAUGCAGCACGACAGAACAGAUGCCUUUGCGAGUCUCUGAAGGAGCGAGGGUGGGUCCCACCGGUGACACAGACAUCCCCAACGAGCGAGGGCCACGAUAGCUGCGAGCGAGCCAAGGAUGCGAGAGAUGCACGAAAAUUCGCUCUGUGCGCGAGCGAGCGAGCGAGCCACAGAGAGGGCCCGGAGCAGGAGCUACGGGGCCAGGGGCAGGCUGGAGAAUUUCGAGACGGACUCGCAGUUCGGGAAGAAUGUUGGAAGAAGGACGCUAGCUUGACAUUAUCUGAAUUUGCCAUACGUCGGAUCAGGGGCCAAGCACCAUGCUGCAGCACUGUGCUCUGAGGAGGCCUUGCGAGCGCAUGCCUCGGCUCCAGCCAAUCUUGCGCAGCUUUUCAUCGCAGCAGCUUCGGCUCGCCAGCUUGAAUUCUCUUCGAGCUUCACCAUGGAUUCCUUCCGGUGCGGCUGUGCACGGGUUGGGCUUCGGCUCGAAUCAGCAUCGGCCUCUUGUAAUUCGCGCCAGAGUUGCGCAGGCUCAUAGUAGUAGUGGCGCCAAGGAAAACGGGGCCAUACUUCCAGAGCCUCCUGCAGAUGCGGGCUUGAGAACUGUCUUGCCUUAUGUAUGGAAUCUGGCUGCCGGAGAUAAAACUUUGAGCUGGCGCUUGGCUGUGGCACUUGUUCUGCUCGUCAUUAGCAAGGCUUCAGGGCUUGCAGGACCAGUAUUUUUUAAGCGUGCUAUGGAUAAUCUCUCUCAAGCACCAGCUCAAGUCUUCUCCACAAAGAACAUGCAUUCGGCUGUCCUAAUACUUGUCUUGGCUGCUCUGAGCAAAGCAGUAAGCGCAAUGCUGAAUGAGCUUCGGUACCUAGUGUUUGCUCCCCUGGGUCAGUCUACUGGAAGGAGGGUGGGUGUUCAGCUUUUGGAGCACAUUCUCCGCCUGGAUUUAGCGUUUCACCUAGAGCGACAGACUGGGGCUUUGACACGCAUUCUCGAUCGAGCGCAACGAAGUGUAGUCAAUAUCUUUCGAGCUGUUGUUUUUACUUUCGUACCAACGGCCGUGGAGCUAGCGUUCGUCUGUCUACUAUUAGCCCAGCAAGUCAGUGGACUGGUUGCGGGAAUAGUCCUCACUACGUUUGGUGCAUACGUGGCGUACACUGUGGUUAUAACUUCAGCUGCUGCAGCAAGUCGAAAGGAGGUGAACAAGCUAGAAAAUCUGGCUACUGGAAAAGCUGUGGAUGCUCUUCUGAACUACGAGACCGUAGUGCAGUUCAAUAACCAAAAGCUGGAAGUACAUCAGUACAAUGAACUUCUACGAAGAUACCAGAAGACGUCUCUGGAUGCAGAGCGUCUAUCAGCAGCGUUGAAUGCGGGACAGGCUUUGAUUCUAGCCAUGGGUGUUGCUGCAGUCAUGGCGCUAACGGGUAUGAAUGUUGCGAGGGGAACCAUGACAAUUGGAGAUCUCGUUCUUGCAAAUGGUCUUAUUCUUCAGAUUUCUGGACCUCUGCAGUUUUUGGGUUAUCUUUAUAGAGACCUCAGGCAGUCCUUGGUGGAUCUGGAGUCCCUGUUUGCUAUUCUCAGCACGAAACCAAGAUUGAAAGAUGGGAACUUUGACCUGAAUGCGUCAGCUAUUGGUGUCAAGCUGUGGGUGAAGCAUAUACGUUUUGGUUACUCACCAGCCCGUGAGGUUUUAGGAGGAGUGUCAUUUGCAGCUGAUCCUGGACAGAGUAUCGCCAUUGUGGGGACUUCUGGUUCAGGGAAGUCCACUAUAGUGAAACUAUUGUUGAGACUGUAUGACCCAGGUUCAGGUGCAUUGUACAUUGACGACCGCGACUUGCGUUCAUUAUCUCAGACCUCGUUGCGAAAUACUGUGGCAGUUGUUCCUCAAGAUACGGUACUUUUCAACGACACUAUUUAUCACAAUAUUGCUUAUGGACGACCCGAGGCGACAGAGGAGGAAGUGUAUCAUGCUUCCAAACAAGCGCGCCUUCAUGAUGCCGUGAAGCGUAUGCCAGAUGGCUAUGCCACAAUUGUUGGUGAGCGUGGGCUGAAAUUGAGUGGUGGCGAGAAGCAACGUGUUGCAAUAGCAAGAGCAUUUUUAAAGUCUCCACGGUUGCUAAUCUGUGACGAGGCCACCAGUGCUCUCGACUCUGGAACUGAGGCUGCUAUCUUGAGAUCACUGAAAGAAUUGGCAGCUGGUCGAACUUGUGUCUUCAUCGCCCAUCGCCUAAGUACAAUCAAGCAUUGCGAUAGGAUCCUGGUGAUGGAUGCUGGAAAAAUCAUUGAGGAAGGAACUCAUGAGAAACUCCUCAAGCAGCAAGGAGUGUAUUCAAGAAUGUGGGCACUUCAAGAGUCAGAAGGAAGCACGAAAAUCUUAAAGAUGGUUUAGUCAUCUAAGGGGGAAGAACACAUGGAGUAAAAGGUAAACAUGAUAGUUAGUAUGAAGGCUAAUCAAAAUUGAAAUUGCCUUCUUCUUGUACAGCAGAGAAAGGUGUCACUUAUGCCAGUGCCACGUCUAUAUUCUGUGUGUAUACGAGUCCUCCAUUCAUUGGUAAUGUCUCCUAUUCAUUGGUAAGCAUGUCUUACAUGACUCUGCCAUGUACAUUAACAAAUGGGGUAACACAUGAGGUAAUCAUGUGAAAGUAAUUAGCUGUUUGUCAACUAUUUUCUUCUAGCACAAGAAACUAUCCUGAGGAUUGCAGGAACCAUGGUUCUAUAUGCCAGUUACUGGAUCAGAUUGUAAAGUGGCUUCAAGAUUGAAAGAGGUAGAGUAAAAGACUAUCACGAAUUAGUCAAGCAUAUGCGUGUGUUCCUGUUCCAAGUGGACCACAUUAAUGUAUGCUUGUGUUUGCCCCACGUGUAUCAAUUCACAUGCCCAAUGGGACUGUCUUAAACACCAUAGCUUGAAG